Molecule: messenger RNA, 1655 nt
Organism: Carica papaya (papaya)
Lineage: Eukaryota; Viridiplantae; Streptophyta; Magnoliopsida; Brassicales; Caricaceae
Source: RefSeq, a predicted model, not a curated record
ACAGCCUCUGGUCCCUAAAAUCUGCCCCAGCCCGGAAGUGUUUUUGAGAGAGAGAACCCGAGUAGAUAGAUAGAUAGAUAGAUAGAUAGAUAGAUAGAGAGAUGUAGAGAGAGAAAGAGAGAGAGUUAAGCGUGAGAAAGAGAACCACGUAGUGGAAUUUGGUCCGUGUAUGCAACCAAGGACAAAGAGAAGAACACGAUGCGCACUGUUGUCUCUUCAAAUUCUCUCUUUCGAUUUCGAUUAAUCGACUUGAAUUCUUGAUCGAUUCUCCGCGCCAGCUGUAUCUGUUGAAGUGCCACUUUGAUUAUCAAUGUCAAGCGAAACCUCAUCUUCGGGGUUCAUUCUGCAGGGGCUUGACGAUGUAGAGGAUUACAUUUUGGAUAAUGAAGGAGAGAGAUCAUUUCCAUGGGAUAGAUAUAGUCAUGUUGUCAAUCUUGUGCUCAGUGGAAACCAGGCAUUUCGCGAGAAUCGUUUUGAGGAGGCAAUAAAUAGUUACUCAAGGGCCAAUUGCAUUAAACCAGUUGAUCCUAUUAUUCUCAGCAACAGAAGUACUACUUAUAUCAGGAUUAGUCAAUUUUUGAAGCAAAGAACAGCAUCAGCUUCUGAAUAUCAACCGUUGAAUGGGCUUGAUAUGACAACUCUUGCUGAACUUGCCUUGAAAGAUGCGGAGAAGGUAAUGAGCCUCCAGAAUAAUUCAAUAAAGUCAUACAUCCUAAAGGCCAGUGCUCUCAUUUUGUUGGAGAAAUAUGAGAUGGCUCGGAAUGAAGGGGGUUUUAAUGGUGCAGAUCAAGUGAUGUCAAACUUUUGUCUUCGUAGUUUGAAAGUGCAAUCUCUUGACUCCCUGGUUGUUUGUGGGUUAGCAUGUACUUCUCCUUGUUGCAUUUUCAUUGGCUACAACAUUGUUCAUUUGCUCAAUCGCUUUUCUUUUAUGCUGAUAAUUAUAUUUUUAAAACAGGUGAGGAGAAUAAUGGAGGGAAAUCAUCGGAUGGGAAUGGUAACUACUGAUCCCGCAACAGGUUCAAUUGCUGAUUUUGCCUGUGAAGUGGAGAUCACUGAGUGCGAGCCACUUCCAGAUGGACGCUUCGUCCUUGAGAUUGAAAGUCGCCGGAGAUGUCGUAUCCUCAGAUCUUGGGACCAGGAUGGGUACCGAGUCGCUGAGGUUGAAUGGGUACAAGAUAUACCCCCAAGUACUGAAGGAGAUAGAACAGAUUUGCUGGAAUUGACAAGUAAUGCAGCGGCAUAUGCUCAGUCAUGGUUAACGACAGCAAAACAAGCGGCUAGACAAGAUAGAAGAAGACUUGAGAGACUCCUUAAUGUGGAAUCAAUGAUGCCUACCCCCCAAGAUCCAGAGCGCUUCAGUUUCUGGCUUGCUACUUUAUCUGAUCGGAGACCUCCAGAAAGGUUGGACCUGCUUCGCAUCAGGGAUUCAGCAGAGAGGAUAAGACGUGGGCUAAUAUAUCUCAGAGCAGAAGAACAGGGAUGUAGAGUGCAGUAAGAAGAGAUAAUUUUGAUGUAGUUCUAUAAACAGAUUUAUUUACCUGUUAAUUUAAUAUUCUUUGAACCACAAAGUAAAGAUUAAUGUGGUUCCCUGUUUCAUUGUUGUAAUACUUAAAGAAGAGCUUAUUGAGAUUAAUAGAAACACAUUUUUGCUGGCA